Messenger RNA from Polypterus senegalus (gray bichir), 5929 nucleotides. It is a transcript of the gene slc7a14a, whose product is annotated as solute carrier family 7 member 14a. The transcript is spliced from 9 exons. The coding region runs from base 352 to 2688 and encodes 778 amino acids. Gene Ontology annotation, cellular component: plasma membrane. Gene Ontology annotation, biological process: transmembrane transport; amino acid transport. Gene Ontology annotation, molecular function: amino acid transmembrane transporter activity. NCBI's taxonomy places the organism in Eukaryota, Metazoa, Chordata, Cladistia, Polypteriformes, Polypteridae. The record is from RefSeq and is a predicted model, not a curated record.
GAUAUCUUCUUUCUGGAUGCUAGGAAAUACUUCCUUGAAAAUGGAGCUUUUGAGAGCCCGUGUAAUCCAUUAAUCUGAGUGGGGAAAGCGGCAGCAGAGAGGCUCAAAAGUGGUCCACUAUUCCAUGGAUCAGACUUCGAAUAUCAAUGUGCAGAUUUUCUCCGGGACUCUGAUACCUCCCAAAGACACUGAUAAAAUCUGAGUACUUUUUGCCAGUCCUGUUCAAUAUGUGGAUAAAAACUGACAUGGACUUCUUGUAAAGGCAGCAGCCUUUUUCUCCAGUUGACCACUGCAUCCUUAACUUGACAUCAACAACCUUACCUUCACAGUUUGUUGUCUUCUCUAAACAAAAUGAGCAGCUUUUUUGCUAAGAUGGAUCCUCGGCGCAUCCAGUGGGGUGCCACUUGGUAUGCUUUUCACUCUCGGAUUCUGCGUACCAAGCCAGUGGAGUCAAUGCUGGAGAGUACAGGUGGUGCUGCUGCACCCCAGAGCACCAAGCUUGCUCGAAUACUUACCACUGUGGACCUGGUAUCUCUAGGAGUUGGAAGCUGUGUGGGGACCGGCAUGUACGUAGUUUCCGGACUGGUGGCAAAGGAAAUGGCUGGGCCUGGUGUCAUUGUGUCUUUUAUCAUCGCAGCUGUGGCAUCCAUCCUGUCAGGUGUAUGCUAUGCAGAGUUCGGUGUGCGGGUCCCGAAGACUACAGGGUCUGCCUAUACAUACAGCUAUGUGACGGUUGGGGAGUUUGUGGCCUUUUUUAUUGGCUGGAAUCUCAUCUUGGAGUAUCUCAUUGGGACAGCGGCUGGUGCCAGUGCUCUCAGCAGUAUGUUUGACUCCUUGGCCAACCACAGCAUUAGCAACUGGAUGAUAAAAAAUGUGGGAACACUGAAUGGUCUGGGCAAAGGAGAGCAGUCGUACCCAGAUCUCCUAGCUCUUGUCAUCGCUAUCUUGGUGACUAUCAUUGUGGCUCUAGGAGUAAAGAAUUCUGUUGGCUUCAAUAAUGUCCUCAAUGUCAUCAACCUGUUGGUCUGGAUCUUCAUGAUGAUUGCUGGACUUUUCUUCGUUGAUGGUAGAAACUGGGAUGGUGGACUUUUUCUUCCUUAUGGAUGGUCAGGGGUUCUACAGGGUGCUGCUACCUGCUUUUAUGCUUUUAUUGGCUUUGACAUCAUUGCAACCACAGGUGAAGAAGCAAAGAGCCCCAACACUUCCAUUCCUUAUGCCAUCACUGCCUCGCUUGUGACUUGUCUGACCGCAUAUGUCUCGGUUAGUGUGAUAUUGACACUCAUGGUGCGCUACAACGACAUUGACGCAGAGUCACCCCUUAUGGAAAUGUUUGCAGUCCAUGGCCUAAUGUUUGCCAAGUAUAUUGUGGCCAUUGGCUCCAUUGCUGGUCUCACUGUCAGUUUACUGGGGUCCCUCUUUCCAAUGCCCAGGGUGAUAUAUGCCAUGGCUGGAGAUGGCCUGCUUUUUAGGUUCCUCUCACAUGUGAGCAGUUACACAGAAACUCCUGCGGUUGCAUGUGUAGUGUCAGGUUUCUUGGCUGCACUGCUCUCCCUGCUUGUAAGCCUCCGAGACUUGAUCGAGAUGAUGUCUAUUGGUACUCUUCUAGCAUAUACAUUGGUCUCUGUGUGUGUCUUGCUCUUGCGCUACCAGCCUGAAAGUGAUAUUGAUGGAUUUGUCAAGUUCCUCUCAGAAGAACACACUAAGAAGAAAGAGGGAAUCCUAGCUGAAUGUGAAAAGGAGGUAUGCUCUCCCAUAAGUGAGGGAGAGGAAUACAGUGGUCCACCAACAAACACCUGUGGGGCAAAAAACCUACCAUCUCUUGGAGACAAUGAGAUGUUGAUUGGCAAGUCUGACAAAACCGCAUACAAUGCCAGCCACCCAAAUUAUGGAACUGUAGAUAUGACAUCAGGUAUUGAAGCAGAUGAGUCUGAGAAUAUCUAUUUAAUCAAACUCAAGAAGCUUAUAGGUCCUCGUUAUUAUACUCUUAGGAUACGCCUGGGACUCCCCUCAAAAAUGGAUCGCCCCACUGCUACCACAGGACGGACCGUCACCACUUGUGUCCUGUUGCUUUUUAUCCUGAUCUUCAUUUUCUGCUCUUUCAUCAUUUUUUGUGCUGACUACAUUUCUGAUAACAGCUGGUGGGCCAUUCUCCUAGUUGUUCUUAUGGUUUUGCUGAUAUGUGCUCUGAUAUUCGUCAUUCUGCAGCAACCCGAGAACCCCAAGAAGCUUCCCUAUAUGGCUCCAUGUGUCCCUUUUGUGCCAGCCUUUGCCAUGUUGGUCAACAUUUAUCUCAUGUUAAAGCUGUCAAGCAUCACUUGGAUCCGCUUUGCAGUAUGGUGUUUUGUUGGUGUGCUCAUUUACUUCGGCUACGGCAUGUGGAACAGCACACUAGAGAUUACUGCCAGGGAAGAAAUACUCCACCAGAGCACAUAUCAGCGAUACGAUGCAGAUGUGGAUGACAGCUUCACUGUAGAUGAUGGAUUCUCCUAUCCAGAAGAAGGAGGUGGACAGUACCAGGACUGGGGCCCACCAGAGGGCAAAGCUUAUCACUAUCAGCAACACGGCAUGCCAAUGAGUGCAGACAACAACAGGACCUCGCACAGCAGUAAAUCCAAAAGCAAAGGGAAAUCGAGUCGUGAUUCCGAAGCUCUCAUAGCAAAUGAUGAGUUAGAUUACUCGCCUGAGUAAGAAUGUAUUUGAAUGUAUUUAUUAGUGUUUAAUGAACCCUUGGAUGGAAUGUUUUUUCUUUAUCCAUUUUCUUUCUUUCUUUCUUUCUUUUUUUUUUUGCUUGGGCAGCUGAAGAUAUUCUGAUAAAUUCCCACCACCUUAUGCCUUGAUCAAACUAUGCUUUCUUAAUGUAGUGUGUGUGUGUGUGUGUGUGUGUUGGUUUAGUGCUAAUUUCAUUUGUAUUUGGACUUUUUUUUUGGCCACAGCAGUUCUAGAAAUUAUUUUGAUAAUGUUCACAGAUAUCUAAAUGAAGAUCUUGCCUUAACAUCUCUUUGACCCCUUGUGCCACUAUCCCCAUAUUAAGGAAAAGUUUGAUUGUGGUAGCUCAGCUUCAGUCAAAUGUUUUUUAUUUUACCACUGGGGAAAUCUGACAAAAUCGGACUUAAUAACCCCUUAAGUAUUUACAGAAUUUGCAUCUUACAUUAAAUACCAGUUGUGUUGACUCCACAACUCAUUGUAUACUCACCAAGUAAACAUCAUUUUUAAACUUCAGUGUAAAAAAGCCCAGAGGACAGCCUUGUAGAAAUUACUCCUGACUCUCAGCAGAAGUGAGAUUCUUGAGAGCAGAUAUUAUUAUUCGGUGCAGUUAGAGAUUGUCGACAUUUAUAAAACUUUGUCGGAGCCAACAGGCCUUCAAAAAAAAAAAUAGAGAAAUCAUUUUGAUCUUGUAAUACUUAUUUGAAAAUAAGGAGAAGAAGUUGAGAUGUUUUUCUAGGUGACUUCACCACUUUGAAGAUCCUGUACUUCCUGUACCUUCAUUGUAAUUUUUCACAGCUGCUGCAGUUCAAAUAAUCCACACUGAUGUAGCCAAUACAUUUUAUAAUUCUAAAAUGUGCACCGCUUUAAUGAAAUUCAAAAAUAUGAGUCUAAUUAGUAAAGCUUCUCCGUCUUUUCUGCUUUAUUCCCACUCAGAAUCCAAUUUUGUAGGCCAUUGUAUGCAAGAUCAGUGAGGAAUGGGGCAAUGCCAGUUAUCCAAAAUAUAGAUAAGCUGACCUAACCUGAGCUGAGCAGAAAUGCUGCUGUUUCAUAAAUCCCUCAAGAUUUAUCAACAGGACAGAUUGACCUUCAGUCAGUGACAGCAUGCACAGCUUUAUGUGGAAAAUAAUUACACAUUCACUUCCACACAUAUUUCUGAUCAUUAUGGUUCAAACAAACCCGUCAACAAGUCUUGGACUCACGCAUGCAUACUGCAGCUAGCGAUUCCUCUAAAUUCAAGUCAGUUUAUACCCUAAAAACAAUUAAAUAGAUGAGUGCAGGUGCAGACAGAUCCCCAAAUUCCCUUAACUCUUCUGUAUCACCCCAAACUCCUGCACAGUUGGUAAAGUCAACUAGAAGUAUGCAAGCAAUUUAGAAAAGGGUCCAUGCAAUUUCAUAUUGAAUUGUUAAUAUAGAUAUGACUUGGGGAUAAAAAGAAGAAAGUAUGCUUUAAAUAAAAUGCCUGAAUAUUUUUAUACUUUAUAUAAGCUAUAAAAAUUAUAUUUUAAAAAAACGUGUAUUUAAUAUUCACCAAAUACUUCUUUUAAUCUUUGGAUCCUUGUGACGAUCUUAAUCUAAACUUCAGCAACACUGGAUUUGUAGAAGAAAAAAGUUAAUAAAAUAUUUAUUUAAAGAAGUGUAACCAAAUAUAACUUUUCAAACAAUUAAACUAUGCAAAUUUACUGAAACAUUCAAAGUAGAAAGCUAUUAAACAAAACAGAGAGCAGGUUAGAUCAUUUUAUGACAUAUAGCACAUGAUGUCUGCCUGAUUCAUUUCAUUAGAGGGCCAGUAAACAAUGCAGUGUAAUGACAUUUUACCUCUUCCUCUUAUUCUCGUGAACUUGCUUGCUUUGCAAGUUGCUUUAUAAAAUAUUAAUUGAUUGGAGACACCAUGUCUUUCUUUAGUAAAAACAAAAGCACUAUAUUAAUUACAGAUUGAUUUAUGAUUUACACAUUUUUGGUGUUUUAAUGACACUGUGAGCAUUUUACAUAAAACGGAUGUGUGGUUUUUUUUUUUUUUUGCACCUAAACAUUUGUGAGACAUAAUGCGACCAUGAUCGAAUUUGUCCACUGUUACAGUAUUAUAACAUUAUUGCAUAUCAGACACUUUUUUUACAUAUCCAUUUCAAAUUUGCUGUUCUCCAUUGAUGGGUUUUCUUGAAUCUGAAGACAUUAUAACUGAUGAUGGGUUUGCCCCCACCAUUUCCCACCCACGAUUACACAAAUAUUUUUGUGACUGAAAUCUGCUGAUACCGGAACAGAAAUGUUACCUAACCAGUUGAGACAAAGGAGUCUUUGGGUAACUUGGCAUAGCAGCAUUGAUUUUUCUUUUUCAGGAAGGGUCUUCCCAUUACACCCAUCACGACUCAGCUAGUGCAAUAUUCAAACUGUUGUGCACACAAAAAAAAAAAGUUUGACAAAUGAGCGCAUGACAUUUAUUUCAUCACAUUUAUUUAUUUGGCUACUAAGCUAAGUAUUUUAUCCAAGUUAUAAAAGUUAUCUUUUCAACAAAAUGUCUCUGUAGUUUGAUUCAGAUUCUCAUGAACUUUUAUGUAAAGAAGUGCUUCCUGGAUUCUGCCUUAAGUUACAACUUUGACUGUGAUUAAAAACAAAAUGUUACAAUUUAGUAAAAUGAAUUAUAUAUUUUUACAGUCCCAAAUGAACUUAAUUAACUACUGACUUUAAAGGUAAUUGUUUUUAAGGACUUUGAUUUCAAAAGAAAAACAACUAAAAUAUUUAAAGACACAACAGUGUACCAGGAUAUACCUCUCUAUAACACUAAAAAAAUAAAUAUCUACCUUUGUAGCUCUUUUAGUUUGUACUGUAAUGCUAUAACAGAAUUCAAGAAGUGUAUGCUGCCACCUCCUUUGUCGACACAAAUGCAGUGAUUGUUUCACUUCACUCUUAACUAGUGAAUGUGCAGUUCAUCCAGUCAGUGGUCUGGUGGCAUGACAAGCUCACCACUGCAAAAUCCCAGGAGAAAGAUAAAUGAACUACUUUAUUCUUUCUACUCACUGUUUUGCAUUAUAUUUAAACAUUGCAACGCUUUAUAUCAUUUUCUACUAUUUAAGAACAUGAGUGAAAUAUAAUUUAAAAUGCCAUCUUUUUUAGUGCACAUGCACAUUCUACUGUGCUGAACGGUCUGCUUAGACAGCUAUAAAUACAGGGUGGUCCAGAUCUAAUUAUGCAGAUCCAGAUCGUCUGGAUGACUUUGAUUUAUGCAGGA